AUGCAUUUCAGUAAGCUUUCCCUAGGAGUUCUCCUUUUGGUCCUGGACUGCAUCGCGGACAUAUGCGAGAAUCCCCCGAUACGUAAAGAAUGGAGAGAACUAGAUCUGGACGAGCGCCAUGAUUAUAUUCGCGCAGUUCGUUGUCUAGCCUCUCGACCGGCGAUAUCUGGUCUUGAGAAUGCGAUCACGCAUUUUGAUGAUUUCCAGGCUACUCAUAGUGAUCAGACGCCGAGUAUACACUGGGUGGGUCACUUUACUCUAUGGCAUCGAUACUUCGUCGCAACCUACGAAAAAGCCCUCCGAGAAGGGUGCGGAUAUAAAGGCGUACAACCAUACUGGAACUGGUCCCUAGACGCCUCAUCAACAAACAACUCCUCAAUGAAAAUAUUCGAAACAGACAUCUUCUCCGCACACCGCGGAUUCGGUGGAAACGGGAAAUAUCUCACUGCAAACGCUACUCAGAACCCCUUCAACCUAACAGGCCGAACAGGCGGCGGAUGCGUUGAGGAUGGCCCCUUUGCGCCUCCAGAUUUCAUGCUCGCCGUCGGAAACCCAAAGGGUCAACCUGAUUGUUUGCGGAGAGACUGGAUUCCCUGGAUUAUGAAUUACUUUGCGCAACAGAGUCUUGUAGACGAUGUUCUCGCACAGCCGGAUUACACUUCGUUUGCGCGGGCGCUUGAGAACAUUCCUAGCUUUUCGGAGCCUAACAUUCAUGGGGGUGCGCAUUUUGGAGUUGGGGGUGUUCUUGGGACUUUGGGGAAUUCGGCUUUAAGUCCUGGAGAUCCUCUCUUUUUUCUUCAUCACUGCAACCUCGAUCGGAUCUUUUGGGAGUGGCAGAAUCAAGACCUGCCUACGCGCUUCCAUCAGGUUGGUGGUCCUAUCAUGCCGCUUGAUUACGGUGGGAAGAAUGUCACUCUAGACUUCGAGGUGAAUAUUGGCAAGCUUGCAUCUAACACUACGCUUGAGAGCCUGCUCAAUACUCAAGGUGAUUUUCUGUGUUAUACCUACUCAGGCUAA
Molecule: messenger RNA, 1017 nt
Organism: Penicillium antarcticum
Lineage: Eukaryota; Fungi; Ascomycota; Eurotiomycetes; Eurotiales; Aspergillaceae
Product: tyrosinase family protein
Exons: 5
Coding region: 1-1017 (338 amino acids)
Molecular function (GO): oxidoreductase activity
Source: RefSeq, a predicted model, not a curated record